ACCGCCCUAGAAAAAUAAGCACGACUCUAAGAACUUGACAGAAGACAACGCUGCAACAAUAAAUCCUCUUUCGCCAACAAGCGCGACAUAUGAGUCCCGUUUGGCGGGUUUCUGUUUCUUCUAAGUGAAAAAAACGGGGUGAGUCGCGCCCGGCGCGGGAAGGUAUUUGCGGAUGGCGGAUGAUGAGGAGCCGCCGCCACUAAGGCUGAUGAACUUCGUUUCCGAAGAUCAGUUGGAAGAAGCUCGAAGGACUCGGGGAGCUCGAGUAGACGAUGGUACUGCUCAGAGAGAUAGGUCACUUUACGAGAUUCUAAAGGAGAAUAAAGAUAAGAAAGAUGCUGAAUUCAAUGAACGCUUCAAGCAUAGACCACCAAAAGCUCUGGACGAAGAUGAGACUGAAUUUCUAGAAAAAUUAGAACUGUCGAGAAGAGAAUUCGAACGUCAAAUGGCUGACGAAGAAGAGAAACAGCUGCGUGGUUUUCAGGCAGCAGUGGCAUCACAAUCUGAAGUUGUACGUGAGCUAAAGGAGACACCUCCAGUUCCAAAAAGUCAGGAUAAAAAUUCAGUAGCAGGAAGGAAGAAUCGUGAAGGUCGUCCUUUAGGCAUGAUAAUCAAAGUGAAGAAAGCAAAAGUGGAAAAUGGAGAUUCGGGAGAAACACCAACAGGUGAUAGGAAGGAAGCUGGGGAAACCACCCAAAAAACAUAUAGCGAUAUGGAUGUGUCCAGGUGUGUGAGCAUCAGUGGUCUGGUUUCAUAUAGUGAUGAUGAAAGCGAGGAGGAUAAGUGAAUUUGUUUUCGUGAGUUUGUGGUGUUGGGAUAUAAGUAAGAUGAUGAGCAAUUGGGGUGAUGUUGGACCGAGUUAACACUCCACGUUGUUCGAUUUCCCUCAAAUUAAUAUAUGGGGGGGUUGGCGGGUUGUGAAAUUGUAAUUGUAUGCUCGGCUUUUCUGAGUUGGGGGUGGGAUGUUGUAGCUAGUCUUGCUCAGUAUUGGAAAUUGGAGACACUCUUUUAAUAAGAACAAUCACAUUGGUCA
Sesamum indicum (sesame) is the source of this 1033-nucleotide messenger RNA. Its product is annotated as NEFA-interacting nuclear protein. Gene Ontology annotation, cellular component: nucleus. Lineage: Eukaryota; Viridiplantae; Streptophyta; Magnoliopsida; Lamiales; Pedaliaceae. The record is from RefSeq and is a predicted model, not a curated record.